This is a messenger RNA of Triticum aestivum (bread wheat), 2283 nucleotides long. RefSeq names its product beta-1,2-xylosyltransferase XYXT1. The transcript is spliced from 6 exons. NCBI's taxonomy places the organism in Eukaryota, Viridiplantae, Streptophyta, Magnoliopsida, Poales, Poaceae. The record is from RefSeq and is a predicted model, not a curated record. Gene Ontology annotation, molecular function: glycosyltransferase activity. The coding region runs from base 375 to 2051 and encodes 558 amino acids.
UUCUCAAGCCCGGCCGUCUACAGCAGCAGUACCAUUCUCUCCGGGCGCUGCCCCCUCACUCUGAGUUGAAUCGAGUUCUUGGCGGCCGCCCCAGACCCAACCCAGAUCCCCUUUUCCCCUUUUAAUGAUCCAAUCCACCGGAGCAGGCAAGCUUUCUCCGAUCAGAGCUCCAUCAUUCCUUUCCCCGCAAGCUUCCGCAUUCCACAGGCCAAGCCGCGAGGCCCUACCGCCGCCGUCUGUCGCCGCUCUGUCCCUUCUUCAUGGUGCAGCGCAGCGGCAUACCACUACAAAGUAGCAGCAGAAGAAGAAGCUCGAGGGAGUGACUGCCAGUGCCACAGCAAGACCAGCAAGAGAGGGAGGGAGCGGGGGGAGCCAUGGGGUCCCCGAAGGCGGCCAGGAGCAAGGCGGGCCAGCUGGGCGGCAUCUGGCGCCGCAGGGUCGGCGCGCCCUUCGCCGCCCUCCUCGUCGCGGCCGUCCUCGUCCUCGUCCUCUUCACCGGCCGCUUCCCGCAGGGCCCCGACGCUUCCUCGCGGUUCACCCCGGUACAUGUGGACGACUCCACCCCCCGGACGGUGCGCGACCGGCCGGUCUCCUCCACGGACCAAGACUUGGAGACAUCUGAUUCCUCAAAGCAAGAAGGGGAGACGUCUGAUUCGUCAAAGCAAGAAGAGGAGGGGAGUGACCAAAAAAUUGAGCUUGAUGAAUCUUCCAUGGAGGCAAUGGAAGAGCAGAAACAGCCUCCAGAGGACACUCCUGAGACCAAACCAGCAUCUCAAGGCACUACUCCAGCCAACUCCGACUUGGACGGCGAGGGAGGGAUGGCGACCACGACCGCGCCGGACCAAGAAGAAAGGAAUGCAGGAGGAUCUGGUUCAGCACCAUAUACCAAGUGCACACCUCCACCGAACUCGACGGUCUGCGACCUCUCCAACUCACGCUUCGACAUCUGUGAGUUGUGCGGCGAUGCUCGCACCAUUGGUCAGUCGUCCACUGUCAUGUAUGUCCCACACACACAAACUUCCGACGGUGAAGAGUGGAGUAUUCGAGCCCAGUCUCGGAAGAACCUUCCCUGGGUCAAGAAGGUGACUGUCAAAUCUCUGAAUACCUCGCAACCAGCACCAAGGUGCACCUCCAAGUAUGCCAUGCCAGCCAUUGUAUUUGCCCUUGGUGGGCUCACAGCAAAUGUGUGGCACGACUUCAGUGAUGUCCUUGUUCCACUGUUCCUCACUGCCCGCCAGUUCGACAGGGAUGUUCAACUCCUUGUGACAAACAACCAACCCUGGUUCAGCAAGAAGUACAUGACAAUCCUGAGCAAACUCACACGACACGACAUCAUAGAUUUUGAUUCAGACGACCAGGUCAGGUGCUAUCCGCAUGUCAUUGUUGGUCUGAGGAGCCAUGGUGACCUUGGCAUCUAUCCAAACCUGUCACCACAGAACUACACAAUGAUGGACUUCCGGUUGUUUGUCCGGGGAGCCUAUGGUCUGCCUGCAGCCAAGGUGGCCAUUCCCUACAAGGCUGAUAGAGAUGAUCCUGACAAGAAGCCCCGCAUAAUGCUAAUUGAUCGGGGCAAAACCCGGAGGUUCAUCAACGCACCGUACAUUGUCCAAGGGCUGGAAUGGUUUGGUUUUGAGGUGGUCAAGGUUGACCCGAAGAUGGACUCUAGUCUUGAUGAAUUCGCCCGCCUUGUUGACUCGUGCGAUGCAAUCAUGGGCGCGCAUGGCGCGGGCUUGACUAACAUGGUGUUCCUGCGAUCAGGGGGAGUGGUGGUGCACAUUGUGCCGUAUGGGAUUGAAUUCAUGGCUGAUGGGUUCUAUGGAAAACCGGCACGGGACAUGGGCCUAGGCCAUGUCAGGUACAGCAUCAGUCCAGAGGAGAGCACGUUGCUGGAGAAAUAUGGGUGGAACCAUACUGUGAUCAAAGACCCCAAAGCCAUUAGGAGCAGUGGAUGGGACAAGGUUGGGGAGGUUUACAUGUCCAAGCAGGACAUUGUCCUUAACAUGACAAGGUUUGGGCCUGUUUUGCUGAAGGCAAUAGAUUUUAUCAUGUAGGUGUAUGGGAUUUUGGCUGCCUGUAUCGCUUUAUGCAGAGGCUGGGGUUAGGUUUUGAAAUUGUUGUUUUUGUUAGCUACAACAUUUUGACAGUUUUUACUAGAAAAAGAUACUUCACACUUCAAUUGUUUUGGGAGAUGGUGUUUACUGUUCAUCUAGAGCUGAUGUAUAGGAUUGGAUGUGCAAGACCUAAUAAAUUAUGAUGUGGAGUGCUGAGCUCAGUUUUAUGUUA